AUGGACAAGAAAAAAGUAAAGGGAUAUAGCAGAACAGUCACAGGUGUUAAACUUCCACCCAUAGAAGCAACUGAGAAAGCAGGUGAAGUAAAAACUAUUUUAGAUACAGAUCCACACUUUUAUUCAUUAAUAGACGGGAGACCGAUAAGACCAAAUAAGUCGAUACUAAAAUACAAACAGGACAUCAAAAACAUAGCACUGAAGCGAACGGUCCACGGUUUUUUAGUAGAUGAAAUAUUACGAAUCAACAGGGAAAUAGAAUUGGAGAGAAAGAAAUACGAAACGGCCACUAAACACUUCGACGAAUACCAAUAUAGUUUCGAUAAAUUCUUGGCUCACGACAACAACAAAACGAUAGCUGUAAUGAAAAAAUCGGAUAAUCUUUCCAAAGAUUUGUCCAGACAGAUAGAAGAACACAAAAAAGCUAACUAUGAAUACGCGUCCCUCAAAUCUAAACUACAGUAUAUAGACGAAACGCUACAAAUAUUGCUUUCAUUCCAAAAUUUCCUAUACAACGCUGCUCCUAUAAUGUGGCGGGAGACUGUGGCUAAACCGACAGUAAAGUCUGAGAUUUUCUCAUCUGAAUCUAAUAUAUUUUGUAAACUGGAUAUAGAUGCCCUUACUGAGAGACUAAACGUAUUACCUCCACCGUGUCUUUAUUUUAAAACGCCCGAUCAAUUAGUGGACGUUUUCGGUGCACUGGAAAAGCAAAAUUUAAAUUAUUUGCUUGUAACUGAAGAGUUGAAUGCAGAGAAACAACAAUUUUUAAAAUCAGUUCAACGUUUAAAAUCUGUGAUAGAUAGUGAAUUGAAUUAUAUUCAGCAAAAGAUUUCAGAAACCGAAGACACUAUUCAAUGUAAUAAAUCAAGAGAAGCUGAAUUAAAAUGUUCCUUUUUCAAAAUAUUGAAUGAAAACAUCCGCUAUUUAAUAUCAUCGGAAACAGCUCUUCAGAUAUUAAAUUACGUUGAAUUCACUUUUGAACAAACCAUCGCACAAAACGAUACUAACCUCAGUCCUUUGGAGAUGAUGUCGUGCCUUGAAAGAGAAUUUGAUAACAUAAUGCUGGACUUAACAGCGUUCGACUUGGAUGAAAUCAAACGCAUUGAAAAGGAAAUAUACAGCGGCGGGGUAAUAGAAAUUAAGAAGGCGAAAGUAGCGAACAAACUACUUAAAAAUGUGGACAAACUAAGUAGAAGAAUGAAAUCCGCUUAUGAGCCAACAAAGAAGCCUAUUUUGUUUUAA
Leptosia nina is the source of this 1242-nucleotide messenger RNA. The record is from the annotation of a GenBank genome assembly. NCBI's taxonomy places the organism in Eukaryota, Metazoa, Arthropoda, Insecta, Lepidoptera, Pieridae.